ACGUGCAAGGCGCAUGCGCGCGAUCGUGUUCUAAAUUCAUUUAAUAAUUAAAUUAAUUUUUAUAUGGCAGUGGUGACCCGACCGUGUGGUGAUUUCCAUUGUGUAAGAGGCAAAUCAUGCAUAGGACGGACUUCUAAAUCUAGCUGGAACCUCAAAUCAGUAUGCGACUUCAUAAAAACACAGCUAUGCACCAUAGCAAUAUCUCUGACGCUGUUCAACUCAGUCCGACUGCCGAAAGAGGCGUUUAGACAUGGAGCAGUUCCAUACCUGGUGGUCUACUCAUCCUGGCUGCUGGUUGCUGGGUUGCCGACCACAUUGCUGCAGCUGGCUAUGGGACAGUUAAGCCAACAGGAUUCUGUAGGAGUUUGGAGGGCUGUGCCUAUUUUAAGAGGUGUCGGCCAUUUAAAAGUGAUGACGUCAUACAUUUGCUGUGUGUACUACAUGAUGUAUGUUGCGUUGUCGUCUGCUUAUCUCGUUUGGAUAGGCAAGGGGUCUUUUCCUUUGAAAGAUUGCACUAAACUGCAUAUAACGCCGUACGGAUAUGAAAAUAAAAUGAAUGCAACCGAGUGUUUCAAUUCAACAUUUUUGGCGCCUUUCACGGAAUAUCCUCAAUAUCUUGGCAUAAUGGCAAUUUUAAUAUUUCUUCUAUGGUUCUUCGUGCCCAUUCUAUUAUACCGCCUCUACAAAACACUAAAAUCAACACUGGCCAUUAUAGCAAUAAUCAUAAUAGUCAUCGCCAUACUCCUGUCCUUAUUUCUUGGCAAGACCACAGUUCUUGAUUCAAUGUUCGAGUCUUGCGUGCAAUGGACCUCACUGUAUCAGCCUUAUAUUUGGCACAGUUCACUGGUACAAGCGUUAAUGUCCACUCAAGUUGUUAGCGGUUACUUGACUAGCUCAGGCGGAUCAGUUUACAGACAUUCUGAUGUUCGGUGGACUUCAGCACUGGUUAUAAUGACGAGUAUAUUCUCUGGGUGGCUGUGGGUGUUACUCUGGGAGUCCAUUGGCGGUAAUGGCAGAAAAGAUACCAGUUUCAUAUCAAUUCUAGUCUUAAUAUACCAAUCUUCUGUGUCCGAGAGAAGGAAUAAGGAGUGGCCUUUGCUUGCAUUUGGAGUAGUAUUCUUUUCUGGUAUUAUUAGUGUGCUGAUACUCCUAUACCCAGUGUACGACAGACUCCAACGAUUGACAGGAGACAACUGGCGUAUCUUCGCCUGUGCAGCAUCAGCAGUAGGCACAGCCCUCACGGUUGCUGUACUGGCUCGAGGGUUGGAAGUAGCCACCAUGCUAGAUGAGCUGAUAGUACCAAUGUUAGCGGUGUUCACUUCUGCUGUUGAGGUGGUUGGAUUUGUGUUUAUUUAUGGUUGGUCGUACCUCACAGUGGACAUCGAAUUCCUCACCGGGGUAAAACUCCCAUAUUUCUGGAUCGCCACCUGGUGGCUUACCCCGGUCCUCUUUAUAGGAGUAUCAGGGUGGUGGUUACGGGCCCUACUCCGGGUGUCCUGGGGCAAUGGGUUGACCCUAUGGCCUUUGUUGGCAGUCUUUGCAGUCAUAUUGGUGAUAAUGGUCAUGCUGGCAGCAGUGGCUGUGGCUAAGGAAGAGCAGUUUAAUUUAGUUACUAAAAUAUCAUCAGCAUUCCGCCCAUCCCGGUUAUGGGGUCCCGAAGAACCCAUGGCGAGAUACGUGUGGAUGUCACAACGAUAUAUCAACGAAACUCUAAGCACUGAAAACGAUACUAGUUCCGAACAAAACAACUACUCAACUAUCAUGUAUAACAAAGAAAUGGACAAAAAAUAUCAAGAUGAACUCUUCAGAAACGAUCUAUAUCAAAGGACCUAUAAUAUUUAUAACAAAAACGACAUUAUGAACCAAGAAAAUAGCACUUAUGGAGGAAUCAGAUCAAUAUAUGGAACCCAUUCAAUACCUAGAGGUAAGAAAAAGAGUACAGAUGAAAAAUAUCGAGCACCAAAUAUUUGUAUUGCCAAAGGUAAUUUAGGAGGUCCCAUAGAAUGUAGCUGUAAUAGACAUUUUACACUUAACGUUCCAGAUUUGAGGAAUAAUGAAGUAACUACAAGUCUUUGAAUACGUACAACGAAAGUAACCUAGUCGAAUUAUUUAUUUAAAAUUAUGAACACUUGAACAAAUAUUUGUAUGGGUAGGUUGUGAUGGCAGCCGUUAUAUGACUAACACUUGAAGUGAUGUUGAAAUAAAAUAUGAAAUCAU
This is a messenger RNA of Helicoverpa zea (corn earworm), 2217 nucleotides long. RefSeq names its product sodium- and chloride-dependent neutral and basic amino acid transporter B(0+)-like. The coding region runs from base 64 to 2076 and encodes 670 amino acids. The record is from RefSeq and is a predicted model, not a curated record. NCBI's taxonomy places the organism in Eukaryota, Metazoa, Arthropoda, Insecta, Lepidoptera, Noctuidae. The transcript has 10 exons. Gene Ontology annotation, cellular component: membrane. Gene Ontology annotation, biological process: sodium ion transmembrane transport.